Messenger RNA from Condylostylus longicornis, 1850 nucleotides. Its product is annotated as UDP-glycosyltransferase UGT5-like. Gene Ontology annotation, molecular function: UDP-glycosyltransferase activity. Bases 224 to 1771 code for a protein of 515 amino acids. The record is from RefSeq and is a predicted model, not a curated record. NCBI's taxonomy places the organism in Eukaryota, Metazoa, Arthropoda, Insecta, Diptera, Dolichopodidae. The transcript has 6 exons.
UAUUUUUUUUUUUGAAAAUUUUGUUUUCAUUUUUAAUAUUCUUGUACAUUUCAGCGUAAAUAUAACACUUUCGUUUAUUUUCGAUGAAAUUACGAGGAAAACAAAGUUUUUAUAAAAUUUUUAGUUGAAAAUUGCGUUAUUUAUUAAAUUAUAGGCAAUAUUUUUUAUAUUAUAUAGAGAGAUAUUAAGUAUUAAAUUAAAGAGCCAUUUUAAGAGUUAAGAAAUGAAAACUUAUCACCUUCUAGCAGCAACAUUUUUAAUAUUAUGUAAUUUCUCCCUUAACUAUGGAUACAAUAUAUUAGCACUGUUCCCCCAUCCUGGAAUCAGUCAUUUCUAUUUUUUUCAACCGCUUCUGAAGGAGCUAGCAAGGAAAGGACAUAAUUUAACAGUUGUUAGUAAUUUUCCUGAGAAAAAUCCGAUUAAAAAUUAUAUCGACAUAACUCUUAGUGAUAAUGUCAUGAAAGAAGACAUUGAAUUGGGAAUUUUCGAACUUAUCGGAAAACCUCCACCAAUUGCAACUUUUUUUAAAAUAAAUAGUUGGGGUCUUGAAGCAUGUGAAAUUGCUGUUAAAUCGAAUGCAGUGCAAAAAAUUCUUAAUCCAGAAUCAAAGUACGAUUUAGUAUUAAUUGAACAAUUUAAUAAUGAUUGUAUGUUAGGUAUAGCCUAUUUAAAAAAUGCACCAGUGAUAGGUUUAAGUAGUUCUAGUAUAUUACCAUGGCAUUAUAGACGUAUGGGUUCACCAUUCAUAACAUCAUACAUGCCUGAUGUUCUUUUAGGAAUAUCAGAGAAUAUGAGUUUUGUAAAUAGAUUAACAAAUUGGUUUUGUUAUCACUUGUCUAAUUUAAUGUACAGAUAUUUGACACAACCAGCUACAAACAAAAUUUUACGAAAAUAUUUAAAUGAAUCUCUUCCCGACGUACAAGAUUUGAGUGAAAAAAUAAAAUUAAUGUUGGUUAAUCAACAUUACUCCUUCUCUGGAGCAAAGCCAUGGAGUCCUUCUGUUAUUGAAGUUAGUGGUUUACAAAUUCAAGAUCCAAAACCAUUAGACGAGAAAUUUAAAAAAAUUCUUGAUUCUUCAAAAAAUGGUGUAAUAUAUAUCAGUUGGGGUUCACUCAUUCGUUCAGAUUCUCUUCCAAUUCCUAAACGAGAAGCAAUAUUACGUGCUUUAAGCAAAUUACAGUAUACAGUUUUAUGGAAGUGGGAGAAUGGAACAAUACCAAAUUGUCCAAAAAAUGUUCAUAUAUUUAAAUGGAUGCCACAACGGGAUAUAUUAAGUCAUCCUAAUGUUAAAGUUUUCAUGAAUCAUGGAGGUUUGCUCGGUACAACAGAAUCAAUUUAUAAUGGUGUACCAAUGGUAACAACUCCAAUUUUGGGAGAUCAAUUUUUAAAUGCAGCAGCAGUUGAAAAUAGAAAAAUUGGUGUAAUACUACCGUUCACAGAAAUAACAGAAGAGAAUGUUAUAAAAGCAUUAGAAGUAGCUUUAAGUUCAGAAUAUCAAACAAAUGCAAAAUCAGUUUCACUAGUAUAUAAAAGUAGACCGGACACUCCAUUGAAUACAGCUGUAUGGUGGGUCGAACAUGUUGCUCAUAUGAAAGGUUAUAUAUUAACAGAAUCAAAAGCUACAGAAUUACCUUGGUACAUUUAUUAUAGUUGUGAUAUUUAUCUUGCAGUUUUUAUAAUAAUUUUACUGAUCUAUUAUUUGAUAAAAUUAUUUAUUAAGUUAAUACGUUUAAUAAGAAAUUUUAGAAGAGAGAAACAAAAGAAAAAUUAGAAGACAAAAAAAAGAACGAUUUUAUUUUUAUUUUUGUUGUUUUAAAGCAAUUAAAGUAAAUUUAGUUUUUAAUUUAAGA